AUGGAGCUCUAUGGCAAAGGGAAAAUAAGUUUUGAAGAAAUAAGAGGAGAGUGCUGUAACAUUAUUCAAGCUGCAAUCGAUACUACAUCUGUCACCGUCAAUCAUAAUUUGAUUCUCCUCGCCAUGUUUCCCAAAUACCAGGAACUCGUCUUCGAGGAGCUUAAAGGAGUCUUUCCAGCUGGUGGUGAUUUCGAAGUGGAGCACGAAGACCUCCAGAAAUUGUUAUACCUAGAUCACGUUUUUAAUGAAACCUUGCGUCUGUUCCCGCCCAUCCCAUUUAGUAUAAGAGAUGCAACCGAAGACUUUUUCCUUUCUAAUGGAGUCUUAGUUCCCAAAGGAGUCAUAUUGGGUAUAGAUAUAUUUAAUAUGCACCGCAAUAGAGACCUCUGGGGGCAUGACGCCGACAGCUUCAAUCCUGAUCGUUUUUUGGCCGUUGAUGAUCGCCAACGACAUCCCUAUGCUUUCAUACCGUUUUCAAAGGGAAGGAGAAAUUGCAUAGGCUGGAAAUACGCCCAAAUAUCGAUAAAGAUCGCCUUGGCCAGGGUUCUGAGGAAUUUCACAAUAACCACUACGUUUCAGUAUAAAGACCUAGUUUCUGUUGAUAAUAUAGUGAUGAAGCUAAAUAAGCCGCCACUUUUAAAUUUUAAAAGAAGGACCUCUUAG
This is a messenger RNA of Drosophila bipectinata, 663 nucleotides long. RefSeq names its product probable cytochrome P450 313a3. Gene Ontology annotation, molecular function: heme binding; monooxygenase activity; iron ion binding. NCBI's taxonomy places the organism in Eukaryota, Metazoa, Arthropoda, Insecta, Diptera, Drosophilidae. The record is from RefSeq and is a predicted model, not a curated record.